Messenger RNA from Phaeodactylum tricornutum CCAP 1055/1, 774 nucleotides. RefSeq lists its product with no specific name. NCBI's taxonomy places the organism in Eukaryota, Bacillariophyta, Bacillariophyceae, Surirellales, Neidiaceae. The record is from RefSeq and is a predicted model, not a curated record. The coding region runs from base 51 to 740 and encodes 229 amino acids. The transcript has a single exon.
CAAAGAACCAGCUGCCUUAGGUAGCGAGCUUGAGCCACAUUGCUGAAAACAUGGAUCGUUUUCUCUACUACUUUACAAAACCCGUUACAGGUGUUAUCCAUCGCAGAAAUUUCGAGGUGACAAGGCAGCCAAAAUUGAAAUUAGGCAUUAUCAGCAGUAAGAGUCUUGUGGAACGACAUACAUCGUCGUCAUACAACACAGCACCAGAGGUUCGUGGACCCUCCAAGCCUAGCCAGACGUGGGAGCGCAGUGCCAAGCUGGUGAAAAACAUUGACGUCAAAAGCGAGCACAUGGAUGCCAUUCGUGAAACCCACGAUCCCAGUAUGCAUCUCAAAACGAUCGAGGAUGAGCUAAUGCAAACAAUGGGCGCUGCUCUUGGAAAGCAGGGAGAAAAGAUUCUUUACGCAGUUCAAGAAAUGAAUACUUGCUAUACGGCGUACAUUGAGGCUUUGCAAAAAUGCGCAAAGAACGGCUCGAAUCCUGAAGUACUCUCUAUAGCUAACCGUUUCAAUCAAAGGCGCAAGGAAGCAGUCAAGGCGCGAUGGGAACUCAUCGUACAUCGGCAAGCUAUCGGGAUGAUUGUGAACAACCACGAAUUCGUAAUGAAUCACUAUCCUAUACCUGAAGCCAUUCCUGUUACUGAGCCUGGUAAGAACCUUCAAAGUAAGCCGCCUCCGGCUGCACAGAAAAAGUUCGGAGAUCAGCUGGAUUGGUGGCAACGGGUAGGUCGGUGGAAGUAGGAAGUCUUGUGCGAACCAAACCGUCCCUCUCCGU